AAGUGAGAUGUUAAAGUCUGAAAUAUGUAUGUUACGCGUGUUUAUUCAUCUGCGACUCCACCGGGAAAUGAAAGGAAAAAAACAAAACAAAAAAACGGGAUAACAUGGCGCGAAACGCUGCCACACAGGACACGAGGGUUCACUGAAUUGUCAAAUCUCAUCGGUUGUGAGAAUGUGCUGCGUGAUUUGAUGAACACAGUCGGCCUACCGUGCAAAGGUUUUAGGCAGUGAAAGGAAACCUGUGGACGUAAGGCAUCAUGGCUGAGCAGCAGAGGCAGCGCUCUCUGUCCACCGCUGGUGAGUCUCUCUACCAUGUGUUGGGAGUUGAAAAGAUGGCCACGACGGAUGACAUUAAGAGAUCUUACAGGAAGCUGGCAUUGAAGUUCCACCCUGACAAGAAUCCCGACAAUCCAGAAGCAGCAGAUAAAUUCAAGGAGAUUAACAAUGCCCAUGCGAUUCUGAACGACCCCACGAAGCGUAAUAUUUACGACAAAUAUGGUUCUCUGGGACUGUAUGUGGCUGAGCAGUUUGGAGAGGAGAAUGUUAACACUUACUUUGUCCUUUCAAGCUGGUGGGCGAAGGCUCUGUUUGUAUUCUGCGGCCUGGCCACUGGCUGCUACUUCUGUUGCUGCCUGUGUUGCUGCUGUAACUGCUGCUGUGGAAGAUGUAAACCACGGCCUCGCGAGGGCCAGGACCAGGACUUCUAUGUGUCCCCAGAGGACCUGGAGGCUCAGCUGCAAUCUGAUGAGAGAGAGGCUGGUGGUGACCCAAUCAUGCUGCAACCGUCAGCAACAGAGACAACCCAGUUAACAUCGGAUGGGCACCACUCCUACCACACUGACACCGGCUUCAACUAACGCUCCGCUCCCGUCGAUCCUGGCCUGCGGUCCUGCCUGCUUCCCUGCUCCACCUCAGCGAGACGAAAGAAAAGGGGCAAUCCAUCUUUCCUUCAGAAAGGGAGCUAUGUGGAGGAGAGGGACUAGUAAGCACGGCCCAUGAAAGGAACUAAUGAAGUCACAUCCCGUACACCCCUCCCUGAUUGGUCCACCUACUUAUUUCCCCCAGUACGAGAAGAAAAUAGAAACAACCAAAUUGUUUCCUUUUUAGUUCUUCUUUUGUAUUUCUUGGCCUUCAAGCACACAGGUCGCCUACCCCACUUUCCCUCUCCCACAUUUUGCAUCAUGGUGUAGCAUGCACUGUUGAUUAAAACAUGGUCUCCAAAUUUUCUUUUAUCUUUUGCAACAUCUCUACUUUGCAAGACUCAUAAUGUAGGUGCGUACGUACGUGCAAUAUGUUCAUAUGAGUACGGUUCAAUGGGAGGAGGAGGUAGGUAAAGUUUACGUGAUAUUUAAUGCUAAAGGAAAAGGAGAGCCAUGGCUCAGGGAGGUGCUGGUUAGAGAGAUGCGAUUGUCGGGUUAGGUGGUGCCAUCAUUAAAACCUUGAAGAACAGAGCUGUCAUAUAUUAGUGCAAUUUUCGACUCCGAUUUGCAAUCAAUAAUGUUUUAGUUGAAAAUAACACGAGCCAUCGUCAGACCUCCAGUAUGUGUUUGGCAAUGUUCGUUUGUCUUUCGUCUGCUCCCCUGAGUGUUUUUCAUGUGAAUCACGAGGUUGUUAAGGCACAGAGCUUAAUUUGCAGACAGUUUUUCACAAAUGCUUGCUGACUUAACACUUCUGCUUUCGUUAUUAAUUAGUAUUGGCUUUUCCUUUCUUUCUUUUGCCACAGCUUCAUGCAUUGCAUCUCAUCCUUACAGGAUACUGACUACUUUCCCUCUUUCCUGCAGCACUGAACAGGUCGUAAUGACAAUUAUCAUCAAGGUAACUUUUUAUAUUGAAUCAUAAUAUAUUUCAUAUUGUUUCCAGCCAAACCAAACAAUUAAUCAUUGUUCAUUUUUUUCAACAUAUUAGCUGUUACAUGGAAUUUUUUAUAAAUGAUGACAUUGGAUUCAUAAAGUUGAAGCAUACGCUUUUAAAUGAAUCUUAUACAAAACAUUGAUAAUCAUCAUUUUAAUAAUGCAGCUAUUCAUAAGUGGAUGAAAUUUUAUUUCUUCAUUUUUCCCAGUUUCCUAAUUUGGUAAAGCAUCUAGGUUAUUGGAAUCAUAUGCUGAGUUGUGUCUGUCUUUUCUUUUUCUUUGUUUUUUUUGUUAAUACUAAUGGCAAAAACUAUUUUUAGAGACAUCACAUCUCCCCGAGACUGAUAGUCGUUCAUUUCAUCUAAUUGUGGCAGUUAUUUUUGCUUACUCAUUGAUUUUGUGCUAUGUGAAGCCAAGGAGCUCCAGGUAAUCCAGCGGACUCUGAUCAGAGCUGAUAAAAGGGAGAAAUAACAGAUCUCUGGGUCAGAAGUUGACAUGGUUUAACUCUGAGCUGUCUUGAAAAUAUUAAGUAGUUAAUGUGAUGUGAAAAAAAAAAAAACCCAACAUGUUGCAGAGUUAUUUUGGGAAAUAAAGCUGACUACAUAAUAUCCACCUGGGGAUAUUGUAGGUACAGGAGGAAUAUUAAACUCAUCAUGUUUUUGGUCCUUGUGUUUUGAACUGAAGUCUGAUCACUCUGUCAUUUUGUUCAAUGCUGUGAUCAUUUAUCAUUUUUGAAUCCGUGUAGAGUAAGGAGCUUGUAAGGCAUAUCAUCUGUGAGCCAUUGCUACAGGCAGCUCUGAGUACAAUGGCUCUAGAUUUUUCAUACUACUGAAUCUGCAUAUAUUGCGACACAUUUGCAAAUUGCCAUAAAUUGCCAUAAACAUCUUUGCCAUUUCGACAGUUUCAUAACUGCUAAUAAUGUGUUUCAAUGGUUUACAAAUGGUGAGCUCCUGUUGCCCACCCUCUGCUAUUAACGGUAUGGAUGUUGACCUCUGUGGCCCUUGUAUGAUGUUUCCUGUAACCCUUGAUGAAACAUAGAUGUUCCUGUCAUGGCUUUUUCAUUGAGAUACUGAAAAAUGCUACUGUAAAUGCUCUAAGUUGAAUGCACUGUGUGUUUAAAAAAAAAAAAAAAAAACUAUAAUGGAUCAGUGAUCAGGAAAUGACUCCAUAAAAAGACAACAUAUUAUAUAGUGUAACUAUAGUGAAAUGGUUAUAUGAUGCAUUUUUGGAAUUUUAUUUAUUUCAUACUUUGUCAUGUUCCAAAUGAUGAUUGGCUUUAAUUUUAACUGGUAUGGUGUCGUACUGUAAUCAUUACAUUUUGCAAGGAUUGGUUUAAUGGUUAAGGCCGCUUGUACAUACACUUGGCCCAUAUAAAGUAUAAACAUUAAGGUUUAUGUUGUAGCAUGGUAAUUG
This is a messenger RNA of Xiphias gladius (swordfish), 3263 nucleotides long. It is a transcript of the gene dnajc5aa, whose product is annotated as DnaJ (Hsp40) homolog, subfamily C, member 5aa. The record is from RefSeq and is a predicted model, not a curated record. NCBI's taxonomy places the organism in Eukaryota, Metazoa, Chordata, Actinopteri, Istiophoriformes, Xiphiidae. Gene Ontology annotation, cellular component: intracellular membrane-bounded organelle; presynapse; membrane. Gene Ontology annotation, biological process: regulation of synaptic vesicle cycle. The transcript is spliced from 5 exons. The coding region runs from base 258 to 857 and encodes 199 amino acids.